This is a messenger RNA of Juglans microcarpa x Juglans regia, 1832 nucleotides long. Its product is annotated as omega-hydroxypalmitate O-feruloyl transferase. NCBI's taxonomy places the organism in Eukaryota, Viridiplantae, Streptophyta, Magnoliopsida, Fagales, Juglandaceae. The record is from RefSeq and is a predicted model, not a curated record. The transcript is spliced from 3 exons. Bases 329 to 1627 code for a protein of 432 amino acids. Gene Ontology annotation, molecular function: acyltransferase activity, transferring groups other than amino-acyl groups.
CUCUCUAGAAGACAUGGUACGAUUAUUUAGCCGGGGUCAUUCACUUUUCAUAUAUACCUUAGAAUCCCAGCCCAAAAGAACCAGACUCAUUCAAGUAGAUAGUGUGCAGGGAACAGGUUUCAAUGGCACCCACGUGUUUCUAAAUUCAGUCCUUAGUUCCUUUCUUUUCUCGUACUGAGUUUUGGGCAUUUUCUAUUUGACUUUGUUUGUCUUGAUAAUCAGUAGACUCUAUUUCACCGGAUUUUAAUGCGAGCCAGUCUCUUUUGCUUCUUGAUCUACUUAUCUUGAUAUCUUGGCUCGAGUUGUGAAGCUUGAAGUGUGUGCUAUAAUGGAGAACUCUAAUGGCAAUGUUCUUAAACUUAGUGUGAAGCAAGGAGAGCCAACUUUGGUUCCUCCUGCAGAGGAAACAGAGAAGGGUCUAUAUUUUCUCUCCAACCUUGAUCAGAACAUUGCGGUGAUUGUUCGUACCAUCUAUUACUUCAGGUCAGAUGAGAAGGGGAAUGACAAGGCUGGGGAAGUGAUCAGGAAUGCCUUGAAAAUGGUUCUUGUCUAUUAUUACCCACUUGCUGGGCGGCUGACAAUCAGCUCAGAGGGCAAGCUCAUUGUGGAUUGCACUGGCGAGGGGGCUGUUUUUGUUGAAGCUGAAGCAAACUGUACAAUGAAAGAGAUAGGAGACAUAACAAAGCCCCACCCCGAGACUCUCGGGAAGCUGGUUUAUGACAUUCCUGGUGCAAAGAACAUUUUAGAGAUACCACCCCUGGUGGCUCAGGUGACUAAGUUCAAAUGUGGAGGAUUUGUUCUUGGGCUGUGCAUGAAUCAUUGUAUGUUUGAUGGUAUUGGUGCCAUGGAAUUUGUAAACUCGUGGGGUGAAACAGCCAGAGGCUUGCCGUUAUCUGUCCCUCCAUUCCUAGACAGAAGCACACUUAAGGCCCGCAACCCGCCUAAGAUAGAGUAUCUGCACCAAGAGUUUGCAGAGGUAGAAGACAAGUCCUGCACCGCCGAUAUUCAUAGCGAGGAAACGCUUUACAAGUCCUUCUGUUUCGACCCCGAGAAACUACACCAACUAAAGAUGAAAGCCAUGGAAAAUGGGGUUGUUGACAGAUGCACUACAUUUGAAGCCCUCUCAGCGUUUGUGUGGAAAGCUAGAACCAAGGCACUGAAGUUUCUGCCAGAUCAAGAGACAAAGCUCCUAUUUGCUGUCGAUGGAAGGCGCAAAUUCAACCCGCCACUACCAAAAGGAUACUUUGGCAAUGGAUUCGUGUUGACAAAUUCUAUGUGCAGAUCAGGGGAACUUCUGGAGAAGCCACUGUCAUUUGCAGUGGGACGGGUUAAGGAUGCGAUCAAGAUGAUCACAGAUGACUAUAUGAGAUCCGCCAUAGAUUACUUUGAAGUGACAAGGGUUAGGCCAUCUUUGGCAUCCACGCUUUUGAUCACCACCUGGUCUAGGCUAUCUUUCCACACCACAGACUUCGGAUGGGGAGAGCCUGUUCUGUCAGGGCCAGUGGCAUUGCCGGAGAAGGAAGUGAUUUUGUUCUUGUCUCAUGGGAAGGAGAGGAAAAGCAUAAAUGUGCUUUUGGGUUUGCCAACUUCUGCCAUGAAGAUCUUCGAACAACUCGUGCAGAUCUAGAGAAACGAUAAUGAGUGUCCAAGUCAAGUAAUUGGCGGUUCAAACAUGUGUUAUUUAUAUAUCUUUUUCGGCAAGUGAAUUACGUUACAAACACUUUAAUUUCUACCACCAAAGGUUGUUUCUUUAUUUAAAAGGUUGAAGUAGGGGUGACAAUUUGUAUUCAUGAAUUAUGUUCGUGUCAUGUUAAGUUAUUGGCAUUCGACUC